This is a messenger RNA of Neltuma alba, 2258 nucleotides long. RefSeq names its product ABC transporter G family member 11. Gene Ontology annotation, molecular function: ATP hydrolysis activity; ATP binding; ABC-type transporter activity. The coding region runs from base 67 to 2139 and encodes 690 amino acids. The record is from RefSeq and is a predicted model, not a curated record. NCBI's taxonomy places the organism in Eukaryota, Viridiplantae, Streptophyta, Magnoliopsida, Fabales, Fabaceae. The transcript is spliced from 8 exons. Gene Ontology annotation, cellular component: membrane.
CUAAACUACUCCCCUUGCUCUCCCCCCUCUCCCUUUCUUAUUAUUCUCUCUCUAUAGUUUCCAACAAUGGCUUCCCUUCAUUAUCCUCCAUUUCCAUCUGGGCUAGAGAUUGAAACGACGACGUUAGAUGUAAAAGAAGCAUCAAGUUGUCCAACAAAGACGAAGAAGAAGAAGGAUGAUAUUGAUGGAGGAGAGGAGAAGGGGAUAUGGCUGACGUGGAAGGAUGUGUGGGUGACAGCUUCUUCAAGUGGGAAGAAGAAGAAAGGGGUUAAUGGAAGCAGAAAAAUACUGGAAGGUCUCACUGGUUAUGCAAAACCAGGACAGCUUUUGGCCAUUAUGGGUCCUUCGGGUUGUGGCAAGUCUACUCUUCUUGAUACUUUAGCAGGGAGAUUGGGUUCAAACACAAGGCAAGCAGGGGAAAUUCUUAUUAAUGGCCACAAACAAGCACUUGCUUAUGGCACCUCGGCGUAUGUGACCCAAGAUGAUACUUUGCUCACAACCCUAACAGUUGGAGAAGCAGUGUACUAUUCAGCUGAGCUUCAAUUACCAGACACAAUGUCCAAGGAAGAGAAAAAGGAGAGGGCAGAGUUCACAAUAAGAGAAAUGGGUCUGCAAGAUGCCAUUAACACCAGAAUCGGCGGAUGGGGUUGUAAGGGAAUAAGUGGAGGCCAAAAGAGGAGAGUGAGUAUUUGCAUAGAGAUCCUGACACGUCCAAGACUUUUGUUUCUUGAUGAACCAACCAGUGGACUUGACAGUGCAGCCUCGUACUACGUCAUGAGCAGAAUCGCCAGCCUUGAUCGAAAGGAUGGGAUCCAGAGGACCAUUAUUGCAUCCAUUCAUCAACCUAGUACUGAAGUGUUUCAGCUUUUUGAUAAUCUGUGUCUUCUUUCUUAUGGAAGAACUGUGUUCUUUGGUCCUGUUUCUGCAGCAAGUGAGUUCUUUGCUUCAAAUGGGUUUCCUUGUCCUGCUCUCCAGAAUCCAUCCGAUCAUUUCUUGAAAACUAUAAAUAAUGAUUUUGAUGAUCAGCAGGACAUUGAACUGGGCUUCGUUGGAACUCAAAGAAAAACUACAGAAGAAGCAAUAGAAAUGCUUGUGAAAUCAUACAAGUCUUCUAAUUUGAACCAACAAGUUGAAGCAGAAGUAGCAGCGCUAUCUCCACAGGAAACUGGAAUGGUGGAGAAGAAGAAGGAGAAAAGAGGGCAUGCAAGCUUCCAUACUCAGUGCAUUGUUCUUACAAAGAGAUCAUUUGUGAACAUGCGUCGUGAUGUAGGCUAUUACUGGCUACGCCUUGUCAUAUACGUCGCCGUGGCGCUAGGUCUGGCCACUGUGUUCUAUGAUUUGGGCACGAGCAAAAGGUCGUCUAUUCAAGAUAGAGUUUCACUUCUUGCGUUUGUGUCUUCCUUCAUAACUUUCAUGACCAUUGGUGGAUUCCCUUCAUUUGUAGAAGAUAUGAAGGUAUUUCAAAGAGAAAGGCUAAAUGGGCACUAUGGAGUGACAGCCUAUGUGAUAGGAAACACAUUAUCUUCAAUCCCAUACCUAGUGCUCGUGACUCUCAUUCCUGGGGCCAUAGCCUAUUACCUCCCAGGCCUUCAAAAUUCUGCUGAACACUUCAUGUUCUUCUGCAGUGUCCUAUUUUCAUGUCUGAUGUUAGUUGAAAGCCUGAUGAUGAUAGUGGCUAGCAUCGUCCCUAACUUCCUCAUGGGAAUCAUAACCGGUGCUGGUCUUCAAGGCAUCAUGAUCCUCGCAGGAGGCUUCUUCAGAUUGCCCAAUGAUCUUCCCAGAAUCUUCUGGAAGUAUCCUCUCUUCUAUGUCGCCUUCCAUAGAUACGCUUACCAAGGACUGUUCAAGAACGAGUUUGAAGGACUCAGAUUUGAUAAUCAUUCUGGGGAAGAGAUUCUGAGAAACGAAUUGCAAGUCAACAUGAGCUAUUCCAAGUGGGUUGACCUUGCCGUUCUUCUGGGGAUGAUCGUUGUGUAUAGAGUUGUGUUCUUGAUAAUCAUAAAGGGCACUGAGAAGAUGAAGCCUGUAGUUGCUUCUUUGCUUUCUGGAACUCCUAAGAGAAGCAUUCAGGUCAUGGCUAAUCCAAAUGCUACACCUUUACAGAAGGCUUUGCAUAAAUUAAAUCCAAUGAGUUAUUAGAAUGAGGUCAAUGCGUAUGCCUCCGAUCAAUGUACUGGACUCUACUUAAAAUAUUACUCCCUUUGUCACUUAUUAUAGAAUCUAAUUUUUUGAAUAGGUUUGUCUCUUUUUAUAAGAUC